This is a messenger RNA of Otolemur garnettii (small-eared galago), 544 nucleotides long. It is a transcript of the gene GTF2H5, whose product is annotated as general transcription factor IIH subunit 5. The record is from RefSeq and is a predicted model, not a curated record. NCBI's taxonomy places the organism in Eukaryota, Metazoa, Chordata, Mammalia, Primates, Galagidae. The coding region runs from base 78 to 293 and encodes 71 amino acids. Gene Ontology annotation, biological process: nucleotide-excision repair; transcription by RNA polymerase II; transcription initiation at RNA polymerase II promoter. The transcript is spliced from 3 exons. Gene Ontology annotation, cellular component: transcription factor TFIIH holo complex; transcription factor TFIIH core complex.
CGACGCGAGGCGCAGCCGGUCUGUAGGCGGAGGUGUGAGCAAUCUUGAGGUCAUCUGCACCUUCCGACUGGGAAAAGAUGGUCAACGUCUUGAAAGGAGUGCUUAUAGAAUGUGACCCCGCCAUGAAGCAGUUUCUGUUGUAUUUGGAUGAGUCCAAUGCCCUGGGGAAGAAGUUCAUAAUUCAAGACAUUGAUGACACUCACGUCUUUGUAGUUGCAGAGUUGGUUAAUGUCCUCCAGGAACGAGUGGGUGAAUUAAUGGACCAAAAUGCAUUUUCUCUUACCCAGAAGUGAAAAUAUUAGAUAUUGACCACUUAGGAAUUAUAAGCAGCAAAUGUGAAAGACUCACCACUCAGUAUCUUAAUGUGACUGAUAAGACUUAGAGGAUUGCUUAGGAGCCUGCUAUGGGAAAGACUAAGGAUCAUUUGUCAAGAAAAAUGCCUCUUGAGCUGGUUUUGUUGAGCCCUAGAAUUUAAAAAAAAGAAAACUUUAACAGUUGACUGUGAUUUGGCUUGUUAUCCCUUAUUAAAAUAUAAAUGUCAAUA